This is a messenger RNA of Durio zibethinus, 1312 nucleotides long. Its product is annotated as epoxide hydrolase 1-like. Lineage: Eukaryota; Viridiplantae; Streptophyta; Magnoliopsida; Malvales; Malvaceae. The record is from RefSeq and is a predicted model, not a curated record. Gene Ontology annotation, molecular function: catalytic activity.
AUUACUUAUUUAGGUAUAAUAAAAAUUAUGAAAAUUUAUUUAAAUAAAAUAAUAAAAUUUAGAGGCGUUUUUUAAUUUAUCAGGCCAAAUAUUUUGAACUUUCCUUCCAGGUGAAUAAGUCAUUAUCAAUACCUACCGGCAUUGAAAAGUCCAAGCCUCCACGGCUCUAAAUCAUCAAACAACUGUACUACAUAAGGAAAUGAAGUUCUAUGAAAGAAAAUAAGUAGGAGAAAUCAUGAGUGAUAUUAAACAUAGAAGGGUCUGGACCAAUGGAAUUUGGAUGCAUAUAGCAGAGAAAGGAGAAGAAGGACCUGUUGUACUCCUUAUUCAUGGUUUUCCUCAGCUGUGGUCCUCCUGGAAGUAUCAGAUGAAUCAUUUGGUUGACCAUGGCUUUCAUGUUGUUGCGCCAGAUAUGAGAGGCUAUGGUGACUCGGACUGCCCCGAAAACCCAGCCUCUUUCACAGUUCUCCAUCUUGUUGGAGAUUUAAUUGGCCUUCUUGAUGAGCUUGGCAUAAAACAGGCAUUUGUGGUGGGACAUGAUUGGGGUGCACAAGUUGCAUGGCACCUUUGCCUCUUCAGGCCAGAUAGAGUUAAAGCCCUGGUAAAUUUAAGCGUGCCUUACUUCCCACGCUCACCAAAAAUCAAACCGAUCAAGUUCAUGACUGAAACAUUUGGAGAAGGUUUCUACAUUUCCCAGUUCCAGGAGCCAGGAAGAGCUGAAAAAUCAUUCUCAAAAUACGACUCCUUGACGAUACUUAAGAAGUUUUUGUUCAUCAACGCCCCUGAUCUUCUAGCUGCUCCUCCUGGUGUUGAAAUUAUAGAUUUUCUUGAGACCCCACAUUCCUUGCCUGAUUGGAUAACCCAGGAAGACCUUGAAUUGCAGGCAAUCAAAUUCCAAAAAUCUGGUUUUACUGGUACCCUGAACUACUACCGUGCCAUGGACAUGAACUGGGAGCUUCUUGGACCAUGGCAAGGAUCAAAAAUUACUGUGCCUACAAAAUUCAUAGUUGGUAACAAGGAUACAGGGUUUGAAUCAUUUGGAACAAAACACUAUAUUCAAGGAGAAGAAUUUAGGAGCCUUGUCACUGACCUUGAAGUUGUUGUCAUCGAUGGACACCAUUUUAUCCAGCAAGAGAAAGCUGAACAAGUUACCGCUGAAAUUCUAUCCUUUUUUCAGCGAGAAAAUCUCUUGUGACCAAGAAUAAUUCAUAGUUUAUUAUAACUAGGGUUUCUUCAUUACAAAAUUUUCUACUCUUACUUGUUCAAACUACCAUUUAGAUAAAACAUUUAAUGGACUUCUUAUAUUUUUCCA